AUGUCGGCCAGCGUUGUGCGGUCUACCGCCCUCCGAGCCGGCGGCGCCUGCGUGCGCUGUCGCAAGGGCAAAACCAAGUGCGUCUACGAAAACGGCCGCGCUCCUUGCAAGAACUGUGCCAAGGGCAUGCACGAGUGCUAUCUGCCCUCCGAGUCCAUGGCCCAUCACCAUGGCCAGUCGCCUGCCCGUCAUACCGCCGCUCAUCGCCCUGCGCGUGAGAGCCUUCCUGCCUCGGUCCCGGCCGGCGAUGUGCGCGCCGCCAACCCGGCUUCUACCACGUCUCGUCACGUUCAGACUCCCGAGAAACUUACACCGGAGCUGAUCCAAGAAUGCGAACGCGUCAUUUCCAAGACGUACCCGGCCUGUGUUGCUUUCCACAAGCCUUCGUUCAUCCAGCAGCUCAAGAACGCCUCUCUGGACCCGGCCCUCAUCUACGCGCUGCUCACCUGCGCCGCUCGAAGCUCUCCCACCUUGAUUAGACGCUAUGGCGGGCAGUCCGGCGCGACUGGUGCUGCUGAGCACUUUGCAGCCAAGGCCAUGGGCAUCAUCAACCAGAACCUCGACACUCCCAGCCUCGCUGAGAUUCAGGCCAUCUGCCUGAUCAUCAUCCACGAGUGGGGUUCCCGCAAUGCUGUUCGCGCCUACAUUUACCUGGGCCAGGCCAGUCGCAUGGUCCAAAUGUACCGCAUUCUCCACAGCCACCAUGCGGCCGUCAGUGAUGCCGAUAGGUUCCUUCAGGACGAGUCGUUCCGCCGUGUGCUGUGGCUGUUGUACAUUCUCGACUGCCUGCUCACCAGCACGCCCGGUCGCCAGCCUGCUUUGUCGGCCAACGACACGGCUGACGUCUCUCUGCCAUGCUCUGAUAUGAACUUUGCCUUUGGCAAUGCCGUCUACGUCCAGACCAUCAACCUCAGCGACCCCUCUCGGAUGCCUUCUGGCUCCCGUACCGACGAGAUUGGCGAGUUCGGUCAGAUUGUCAUGGCCACUCGUAUCUGGCGUGACGUUGUCCAGAUGCUGAUGACCACGACCACUGAGACCUUUAACGAUAAUGUCUGCACUGGUCUCAUGGGCGAGAUUGAGCGCCUUCGCGCUUCUCUGUCGAUGCAGUACGUCGACAAGCCGGGCCAGAUCAACCUUCACAUCACCAUGGGCUCUGGCUUCACAUAUGCCAUGCUGCACUGCAUGCUGCACUGCGCAUCCAUCUUCAUCAACCGCCGCCGCCUGCUGCAGUAUGUUACUGCACCUGGCUUCAACCUCGAGAGCUGGCGCCUGACCCCCCAGUGCCACGAUAUUAUUGAUAGGCUCUUUACGUCGUGCCACAGCACCAUUGCCAUGCUCACUGCUCUCGAGACUGGCUUUGACAAGGAGGGCAUCAUCUGCUUCCCCAUCUUCAUGCUGUUCUCGUCAUUCACUGCCAGCGCCACCGUGGCCUACCUGUCUCUGAAGGGCCUGACCCCUCCCAAUGCGGUCGAGACUGCCGGGCAUAUUGUGCGCGACGGCCUCCACUUCAUGCAGGAUGGGGUUGACACCUGGCCUCUGAUCAGCUCCUGGCUGCGUCACCUUGCCGUUAUGCAUAGAGUGCUCGGCAACGAUGCUGUCGCUGGUAGCCCCACUCCCGUUCCCCCGGCUCCUGCCAACAACCACACUGCCUCCGUGAGCGAGAGUGGCCGCGAGAGCGGUCGCGACAGUGAGCCUCCCGCGCCUCUGCCGCGUCGCCCCGGCGUCACUACUAUCAACGGAGGCUCCGGCGGCGUUGGCACCCCGGCUUCCGUCAGCCCCCCUCCUCCUCAGCCGGCCGAGAUCAAGCAGUCCACUGAGAUGCUUCCUCAGCCUCCCAUUGGCAACGGCGUGGCGUCUGCCGAGCCUGCUGCUCCUGUGCCCCAGGACAUGACGGCUAGCGAACUCUGCUCCGCAUUCGAGCGACAGCUGCUCGAGCUUGACGACCUCGCUGCCUUCAUGGGUGGCGGAGUUUGA
Molecule: messenger RNA, 1974 nt
Organism: Colletotrichum acutatum
Lineage: Eukaryota; Fungi; Ascomycota; Sordariomycetes; Glomerellales; Glomerellaceae
Product: fungal-specific transcription factor domain-containing protein
Exons: 4
Coding region: 1-1974 (657 amino acids)
Biological process (GO): DNA-templated transcription; regulation of DNA-templated transcription
Cellular component (GO): nucleus
Molecular function (GO): DNA-binding transcription factor activity, RNA polymerase II-specific; zinc ion binding; DNA binding
Source: RefSeq, a predicted model, not a curated record